CGCAGGCGCACUGACUCCACCCUACAAUUCCGGGCUUUUGGCCGUUAGGAGCGCGCUUUGGGGCUGGCGAUCUCCGCUCCCAGACGACAUGCUGCAGAAGCCGAGGGCCCACGGCCGGCCCUGCGCCCAGGCCGAGCGCGAGUGUGGCGACCCCGGCGAGGAGGCGCCCAGCACGUCCCGAGGCGCGACCGGCUCGUCGCAGGGCUCCCGCGCGUCCCUGGCGGCCCCCGCCAUAGGGCAGCGCACCCAGAAGCAGCUGGACCUGAAGGUGGCGGAGCUGGUGCAGUUCCUGCUCAUCAAGGACCAGAAGAAGAUCCCCAUCAAGCGCACAGACAUUCUGAAGCACGUGGUGGUGGACUACAGGGACGUGUAUUCCACGCUGCUCAAGCUGGCCGCCGAGCGCCUGCAGUACGUGUUCGGGUACAAGCUGGUGGAGCUGGAGCCCAAGAGCAACACCUACAUCCUCAUCAACUCGCUGGAGCCGGUGGAGGAGGACGCCGAGGUGAGGGGUGACCAGGGCACGCCCACCACGGGCCUGCUGAUGAUCAUCCUGGGGCUCAUCUUUAUGAAGGGCAACACCAUCACCGAGACCGAGGUCUGGGACUUCCUGCGGCGGUUGGGGGUGUACCCCACCAAGAAGCAUUUAAUUUUCGGAGACCCAAAGAAACUCAUUACCGAGGACUUUGUGCGGCAGCGUUACCUGGAGUACCGGAAGAUACCCCACACGGAUCCUGUGGACUACGAAUUACAGUGGGGUCCGCGAACCCACCUGGAAACCAGCAAGAUGAAAGUUCUUAAGUUUGUGGCUAAAGUCCAUAAUCAGGACCCCAAAGACUGGCCAACUCAAUACUGUGAGGCUUUGGCAGAUGAGGAGAAUAGGGCCAGGCCUGCAUCUAGUGGUCCAGCCUCAUCUUCUUGAAAUCUGAGAUACAUCCUGAGGGCCGCUUGGGACUCCCCAGACCCAGGGUGAAGGACUAGCGAAGAGGAGGUUGGGGGAAGCAUGUUUCUGCUAGGCCUAAGUGUAUUGUAACUUUAGGUUGUAUUGCCAGGGUUUGAUGUUUUGUUACGGUUUUGGUUCAAAAUUUUCGUUUUGAAACGGAUAAAAAGUUUUAUUUUACUGUUAUUUUUCUUAAUAAAGUUUUUGUUUAGCUUUAUAAACUUAACUGGAAAAUUGUAUUGUGAUUUCAAACAUAAGAAAGAGCAUGUGUAAAAAGUAGCCAGUAUCUUGGCUAAAAGUCAGUAUGUUCUUGGGCCUCUUAGGAGCUUACUCUGUUCCUAAUGCCAAAAAUGUCGAAAGUAUUUGGGA
Nannospalax galili (Upper Galilee mountains blind mole rat) is the source of this 1306-nucleotide messenger RNA. RefSeq names its product NSE3 homolog, SMC5-SMC6 complex component (gene Nsmce3). The transcript has a single exon. The coding region runs from base 89 to 919 and encodes 276 amino acids. Gene Ontology annotation, biological process: negative regulation of transcription by RNA polymerase II. The record is from RefSeq and is a predicted model, not a curated record. NCBI's taxonomy places the organism in Eukaryota, Metazoa, Chordata, Mammalia, Rodentia, Spalacidae. Gene Ontology annotation, cellular component: nucleus.